CCUAUUGAUAUUAUUUUUAUAUUAAUAUUUGACUUAUAAUAAAAGUCUCAAUGAAAAAAAUGGGACAAACACAUCCCAAGCCAGAGCCAGAAUCACACUCCAAGCACUCCAAGCCCAAUAUUGAUGAACUUAGAAGAAAUUGGUUCACUAAUCUGCCACCAACUCCACGAACGUAUACUGAUGAUUUUUGGAGUAAAGGAAACGGGCUUUGGUGUUUUGAUAAUUGUGAUAUUGAGGCACUUAACCAAUUUCGUCAGCUUGAACUUGAAUCACUAGAGUUAGAUGAUGAAAAGGAAUCAAAAAUUAAGGAAUUUUGUGCAAAGUAUAACUAUGCUCGUAUUCCAUUAGAUAUUGAUAAAGACGGUUACAUGCGAGGGUUUCUUAUCUUAGAAUUAACAACAUAUUGUAUUGAUGAGGAAGAGUUAAAAAAAUUUGGGGAGACCUUAAUUGUUUGCAUUGGUAAUGAAGACUUUUAUUGUGCACAGAUAUACUUGGGUGGUAGUGGUGAAUUGUACAUACUUUUGGAUGAUGAACCGCUAAAAGUUUUGUAUAAUUACAAAGAUACAGGCAUAAGAAGCUCUGAUUUGUUUUAA
This is a messenger RNA of Rhizophagus irregularis DAOM 181602=DAOM 197198, 593 nucleotides long. RefSeq lists its product as uncharacterized. The record is from RefSeq and is a predicted model, not a curated record. Lineage: Eukaryota; Fungi; Glomeromycota; Glomeromycetes; Glomerales; Glomeraceae.